UCGCUAGGUCGCUUGACUCGAAAAGUUGGAAAUAUCUCUCAAGCAACCAGCAGCCAGCAGCAGCAGAUCGCCCCCGCGGCUCCACACACACAUGCGCCCAAUCACCGGAUCCAUACUUCUCGUCGCAUUCACCCGAGCAAGCUUCGAUAACACAUCAGCAAUUUCGCACUUCUGUGACUCCCAGACCGUAGGCUACCCAAGUCAUCAUCAUCAGUGCUUGCCUGCCUCCAAGGUGACCUGCAUCAUCGACGUCGACCUAGCGACCUACUUCACAAAAAAGUUCGAGAUCACAAAAAUUCGGAUUGUCCGCGAGCGAGAGUGACGGCAUCGCCAGACCGGAAGCAA
This is a messenger RNA of Filobasidium floriforme, 345 nucleotides long. RefSeq lists its product as uncharacterized. Lineage: Eukaryota; Fungi; Basidiomycota; Tremellomycetes; Filobasidiales; Filobasidiaceae. The record is from RefSeq and is a predicted model, not a curated record. The transcript has a single exon. The coding region runs from base 92 to 322 and encodes 76 amino acids.